This is a messenger RNA of Exserohilum turcica Et28A, 780 nucleotides long. RefSeq lists its product as uncharacterized. The record is from RefSeq and is a predicted model, not a curated record. The transcript has 4 exons. Bases 1 to 780 code for a protein of 259 amino acids. NCBI's taxonomy places the organism in Eukaryota, Fungi, Ascomycota, Dothideomycetes, Pleosporales, Pleosporaceae.
AUGGCGAACCAACAAGGAGCUACAAUCACAGUUCAUUGGCUGAACAGAUCCCGUGGCCAGCGCAUCAUUUGGCUUCUAGAGGAGCUCAACCUCGAAUACAACAUCAAAGUCCACAAGCGCGAUGCCAACAAGCGCGCAGGCCCCGAGCUCAAAGCCGUGCAUCCCUUGGGAAAGUCUCCAACUGUUACCAUCAGACCAGCUGGUUCUGAAAAGGACAUUGUCAUUGCCGAGAGUGAGACAAUCAUGAGCUACAUCUGUGACCACUUUGGACAGCAACUGGUUCCCACAAGGUACCCAGAGGGACAGGAGGGCGUGCUCGGCGCAGAGACGGAGGAGUGGAUGAGAUAUAAGUUCCUGAUGGACUACACCGAAGGCAGUCUGUUCACCAUUUUGAUUCUCGCUCUCGUUACCGGCAACAUCAAGAGCGCCCCCGUUCCUUUCUUCCUCAAGCCCAUUACGGGCGGCGUCGCCUCUAAAGUCGACAGUUCCUUUGUGAACCCGGAGCUGAAGACGCACUUUGACUACCUGGAAGAGUACCUGGUGUCGUCCCCCUCCAAAGGCGAGUUCUUCUGCGGCUCCAGCAUCACGGCAGCAGACAUUAUGAUCCACUUUGGGCUCGAGGGCGGGUGCCAGCGCGUGCCGCUGAGCGAGACGAGUUACCCGAAUCUGUACAAGUACAUGAGGAGGCUGCAGGAGCGGGAUGCGUACAAGAGAGCAGCGAAGCGAGUGGAGGAGGCGAGCCAGGAGAAGUACGUGCCAUUCAGCGACACGAAGCUUUAG